Molecule: messenger RNA, 204 nt
Organism: Cylicostephanus goldi
Lineage: Eukaryota; Metazoa; Nematoda; Chromadorea; Rhabditida; Strongylidae
Source: the annotation of a GenBank genome assembly
AUGGGUGCCCGUUUUCAGAUGGUUGCCGAAGUAGUGUCAUCUGUGCGAUGUUUCCAAGGGUUUCAAAAUGUGUACAAGCACCACAGCGAUGUUCUAAAUUGUGAAAUGAAAUUUGGAGCGUAUGUUCCCGAUCACAAAGAAGGCGAACGUCUGCCGGGACUGUUUUAUCUUUCCGGUGAGUUCAUUAGUCUGAAGUUCGAGUAG